This is a messenger RNA of Zalophus californianus (California sea lion), 6321 nucleotides long. It is a transcript of the gene FBXO30, whose product is annotated as F-box protein 30. The record is from RefSeq and is a predicted model, not a curated record. NCBI's taxonomy places the organism in Eukaryota, Metazoa, Chordata, Mammalia, Carnivora, Otariidae. Bases 193 to 2436 code for a protein of 747 amino acids. Gene Ontology annotation, molecular function: ubiquitin protein ligase activity; zinc ion binding; protein binding. The transcript has 3 exons.
GGAGGCAGAAGAGCUGGACUAGAGGAGAAAAGGCGGCGGCCCGGCGGGGCUGAGAGGCCAGGAGGAGGCAGACCGCACGGGGCUCUGGGGCGCCGAGCGGCCGGGACCGCGCGGUGCAGCCGAGCACGGCGGCGUCGGCACCCAGGGCCUGGGCUGCGGUUCGGCCGCGCGGGGCGAGCUGGACGGGCCGUCAUGGAGGAGAAGCUGCUGCACUCGCACUGUGUGAAUUGUGUCAGUAGACGCUGUAUGACCAGACCAGAGCUUGGGAUUUCCUGUGACUUGAUUGGUUGUCCGUUGGUGUGUGGAGCAGUUUUCCAUUCUUGUAAAGCUGAUGAGCAUCGACUUUUAUGUCCAUUUGAACGUGUGCCUUGCUUAAAUAGUGACUUCGGCUGUCCAUUUACAAUGGCUCGAAAUAAAGUUGCUGAACAUCUAGAAAUGUGUCCCGCAAGUGUGGUGUGCUGUACUAUGGAGUGGAACCGAUGGCCAGUUAGUUAUGCAGAUCGGAAAUCGUAUGAAAAUCUAAGCAGAGAUGUUGAUGAAGUGGCACAAUUAGAUAUGGCUUUGGCCCUUCAAGACCAAAGGAUGCUUUUGGAAUCUCUCAAAGUAGCCACCAUGAUGUCAAAAGCGACUGAUAAAGUAUCCGAACCUAGAGAACAGAUCUCCAUUAAAUCAAGUGUCCCAGAAAUACCACAUGCUAAUGGUUUGGUGUCUGUUGAUGAAGAAUCUUACGGUGCACUUUAUCAAGCAACGGUAGAAACAACCAGAAGUUUGGCUGCUGCUUUAGAUAUCUUGAGUACUGCUGCAAGAGACAGUGGCAUGUUGAGUACAAGUCUUCUUCGCGCUUCCCCAGAUGAAAUGAAUGAAGAGCAAGACACCAGAGGAAGCUUGCAGAAUAGACCCUUGAAAGACCAGGACCAUUUUUAUGAGGAUGAGAUAGGAGCAGUAGGUGGAAUUGACCAUAGUGACACAAGUCUGAAUGUCCAGUCUGAACAAAAUGGUUCAAGUGAUUUAUUGUGUGACUCGAAUACCAGUUCUUACGGCACUUCUCUUUGUAAUGGCUUUUCUUUGGAAAAUAUAGGUACACAGGCCAUAGACCCAAAUCAGAAAUUACAUGGUGAUUCAAAACAAAGGAACUUAACAAAUGGAGAAUGUAUAGCAUCAGAUGGCACUUCACAACCUUCCAGUUCACUUUCAGUAGCAGCACAACUUAGGGAAGUAAUACCAUCUGGUGCUUUGCCUAAUGGCACCGUUCAGCAUAUCCUCAUGCCAGAUGAUGAGGAUGAAGGAGCAUUGUGUUGGAGAAAAGUAGACUUAGGGGACUUGAGGAAUGUGGAUGUCUUAUCUUUCAGUCAUCCUCCUUCAUUCAAAUUUCUUUCUAACUCAUGUUGGUCUAAACCAAAAGAAGAUAAAGCAGUAGAUACAUCAGAUUUGGAAGUUGCAGAAGAUCCAAUGGGCCUCCAAGGAAUAGAUCUAAUCACAGCAGCAUUGCUGUUUUGUCUAGGAGAUUCUCCAGGUGGGAGGGGUAUAUCUGAUAGUCGCAUGGUUGAUGUUUAUCACAUUGACUUUGGGACUCAGACUUUUUCACUUCCAUCUGCAAUAUUAGCUACCAAUACAAUGGUUGGGGAAAUAGCUUCAGCUUCAGCUUGUGAUCAUGCCAACCCACAGCUUUCAAAUCCAAGUCCUUUUCAGACACUUGGGCUGGAUUUAGUAUUGGAAUGUGUUGCUAGGUACCAACCCAAGCAGCGUUCAAUGUUUACAUUUGUUUGUGGGCAGUUAUUUAGAAGAAAAGAAUUUUCUUCACAUUUUAAGAAUGUGCAUGGUGACAUUCAUGCUGGACUCAAUGGCUGGAUGGAACAGAGGUGUCCUUUAGCAUAUUACGGUUGUACCUAUUCUCAGCGUAGAUUUUGUCCAUCAACACAAGGAGCAAAGAUUAUACAUGACCGCCAUUUGAGGUCCUUUGGAGUUCAGCCAUGUGUAUCCACAGUAUUAGUAGAGCCUGCUAGAAACUGUGUGUUGGGAUUGCAUAGUGACCAUCUAAGUAGUCUUCCUUUUGAGGUCCUGCAACAUAUUGCAGGCUUUCUUGAUGGCUUCAGUUUAUGCCAGCUCUCCUGUGUAUCCCGGUUAAUGAGGGAUGUGUGUGGCAGCCUGCUUCAGUCUCGUGGAAUGGUCAUACUGCAGUGGGGAAAAAGGAAGUAUCCAGAAGGAAAUUCGUCAUGGCAAAUAAAAGAAAAGGUAUGGCGAUUCAGUACUGCAUUUUGUUCUGUUAAUGAAUGGAAAUUUGCUGACAUCCUAAGCAUGGCUGACCACUUGAAGAAAUGCAGUUACAAUAUUGUAGAGAAACGGGAGGAAGCAAUCCCAUUACCGUGUAUGUGUGUGACACGAGAACUCACUAAAGAGGGACGUUCACUUCGCUCAGUUUUAAAACCUGUACUUUAAAAACUGUAACUCCACUUGCACAUACAUGCAGACACCUAGUAUAAUUUCUUUGUAAUAUGUGAUACUUUAUUAAUGUAUUAAAGAUUACAACUAGCUAAAUUUAUUGCCACUAUGUAUAUAAUGUUUUGAAGUGACAUAUAUUUUUAUAAAGUACUGUUUAGUUGGAAAAAAGUUGCCUUAAUGUUUGAAAUGUGUGAAAUUUUUGGAACUUGCUGGACAGGGUGAUUUAAUUUUUAGCUGCAUAUUUUCAGAAUUAGUAUUUUUAAUGGUGUGCAUAUUUUGGUUUUUAAAUUUUUUGUUUCUUAGUUUAACAAGAUCCUGACCAAACAAUUUGUCCCUCAUGUUUUCUGUGGGUUAUAACCCAUGCAUUCAGAAAGCAAAACUUUGAUUCAAAUUUUUGCAGCAUAGGUUUUUCAGAUAAAGACAUUCAGUUGCUUAAGGACUGCCAUAAGAUCAUUAUAAGAUUUUUAUUUUCUAGUGCUCCCCUUAUAUGAUCGUGGAUACAUAGAUGAUCUUUACUAUAUAUUUACAUAAUAUUUAAAAUCAUGACUAGUGUUUGGUAAUGCAUUUAUCAUGUUCUAAAAAUACCCACAAAACUGUUUUCACCUUAUGUAUUUGCAACUGUCAUACAGAGAGUGACCAUGUGCAACUUCCUUUUUUCUUAGACACCACAUCCAAAGACUCACGGCAGCGUGUUUUAUGACAGGUUAAAAUGAAAACCAACACAAAGUCUGUGAAUUUAUUUUAAUUUGAAACUGUUCACGGUAUGAUGUGUUUGCUAGGCUUUUGAUAUUUGGAAAGAAGAAAAUAUACCUCAUUUAAAGUUCAGAUUGGGCAUAUUGUGUGAAUAAAUUUCAAAUAUUCAGAAUGCAAAGGGCUUAACUUUCUUUCCUAAGCAUUUAGAAUUUUUGCCUCUGUUUGUUUAUAAAAAUCACAAUUAUACUGUUUUAAGAUAUUUAACAAUGUGAAAUUUGGUAUCUUUGUAAGAUGACAAUCACGAAAUGGAGAAACCUGUCUCGGUUGACAAUCUUAAAACAUUUCCAGGUUUAUUUCCCAUAGACUUCUCUACCAAAAUAGUAAGAAUUGUAUCUUUGUGUAAAGAUAAGGUAUAAGAGAAAAAUAUGCAAAGUCCUAUUCUUGAAGUAUUUAAUUGUAGUUUUCAAAUUGAUUUACACUAUUAUUAACCUGAUGUGGUCAAUUAAAAAAAUGAAUAUAUCAGUAUUUAGAAAUAAGUUGCAAAGAUGGGGAAUACUUAAAUAAUUUGUUUUAAGUAACUUCUGGUAUUUGGUAGUCUGAAGUGGUGACAAGUUAUUUUGCUAUAAAAUAUCAAACUUCUAUUGUGUCUUCUCUUCCAACAUUGGUCCCUGAGAGUGCUCUGUUGUUUCUAGGAUAACAAUACUAUGGCAGUCAGACUGGGCAGAGAUGUUCCUUGGGAAUUAGAAAAGAACUCUGAACUGCUUCCGGCUUCUUUUGGUUGGAUCAGGCCCUUACUGCAGUUGAAAAUACAGCAUGAAAGACUAAUCAAUUGUUUUGUCUCACCUAUCAUUUCAGUUAGAAUAAUUAUUUCUCAGUGCUUAAACUUUCAACUGUGAGGUUGAAUUAUAUAAAUAGUCUGUUUCUGAAAAAGUCAGAAAUAAGAUUGAAUACUGUAAAAUAUAACUGCCUUUUAAAGUUUUGCUGAAGAAUGUGUCUGGUUAGGAUAGCACAAACAUUAACUUUUUGUUUUAUGGUUGUGCUUGUUUGGUUUUUAAGUUUAGACUUCUUGUGUUUACACUGGAUCAUGAGAUAUUUAACAGUUUUCCACCUUAUAUUUCUUUUACACAUCUUUGGCUGUUUUUUGUUUGUUAUGCCACCAUACGAUUUUGUUAAAAUGUUUUCUUUGUGCAACAUUUGUUCAAAUUCUAAUAAAAUUAAUAUUUUCCCUUUAUGUGGCUCAGUAACUUAAAAGGAAAAACUUUCAUUUAAAUAAAAUUUUAAUACUUGACAAAUUCCAAACACAGUGUUUCCAAGUGUAGAUUUUCUGCAUAUUGUAGUUGUUUGUUGAUUAUCAUUGCUCACCCAUGUUUUACUGGUGAGCGUUCAUUUUUUUUUUUUAUUAAUAGGAAAACUCAUUAGCUAACUUCUGUGCCCCUUCAGUGUCUUCCUGAAAGUAGUCCCAUCUAGGGGUAUUGUAAGGCUGAAGAGUUCCUGGCAAUAUUGUUUUAAGAAAACUUGUAAUGGGAACAAUCUAUCUAGCCUUUUAAACGUGAACAGGUUUGAAUGUCAGUUAAUUGUCAUUUGAGAAGUCUUUGUUGAUUUCUUAGUUUUUUUUUUUUUUUUUAAGGUUUUGUUUAUUCAUUUGGGAGAAAGAGAGCAUAGAGGGAGAAGCAAGACUCCCAGCUGAGCAGAGAGCCUGAUGCAGGGCUUGAUCCCAAGACCCUGGCUCAACCAACUGAGCCACCCAGGUGCCCCAUGAUUUCUUAGUUUUUUUCUAACCAGCAAGAUAAAGGGCAAGUAUCAGGUUGGAAGAAAAUAAUCUGUCUUCACUUUUAUCUGCUGCCUCGUUUGCCAGAACUGCAUGUCUUUUUUCUCUUUCUCUCUUGAGAGUGUACUCUUGCCCACUUGCCCUCUCCCUCUCUUUUCAUUAAUUUAAUAACUACAGUGUCACCUUUUAUAUAAUUAUCUCCCUCUCUCUCUGUCUCUCUCUGCAGUUGCCUUUUGAGUCUCACAGAUCACUUAUAGUAGAGGUUCCCAAAAUGUGGUCCUUGAGCCAGUAACAUCAGCAUCACCCAGAAAUUCAUUAGAAAUGCAGAUUCUUGGGUCUCUCUGUAGACUUAACCAGGAACUCUGGGGUGGAAACCCAGCAGUCUGCUUUAACAAAGGCCUGCGGGGGAUUCUGAGGCACAGUAAAGUAUGAGAACUUAGAGAAGAGCCUGUCUCUGAAUGAUGUGGUAUUGGAGUGGGUAUAUGUGUGUGUAUAUACGCACAGGUAUAAUCCAAAAUUAAGAGUAAUGGUAAUUUGUUGUUAAUGGUUAAGUUAAUUGAUGUAUGUUGUCUCAGUCUUAUAGCUAUAUGACAAAAUACAUUGGGUACCAUGGUGGUUGGACAUUUUUUAAAAACUAGUAUUUACUAGUAUUUAAAAUUUACUGUUAUUACUGGUAUUUCACUUGUAUUUCUUCUGUUUAAAGUAAAUUGCAGUGCAACUUAUAGUUCACUAGCAUUAACCUUUAGACUAACCAUCAUUGAUUCUCUUGUUCAGUGGUUGUAGAGUCAUGUGAACAUACUAGAUUUCUAGGAUAAAAAGAGUAGAAGUAGACAAAUACUGGGUUAAAUCCUACAAAAAUAUUUGUAGGAAUCCUUUCAACCCUAUCAUUAGGAGAUAUUAAAGGUUGAGUUUCUGGUUUAUCAGAAGUAUAGAAUCUUUUUUGGUCUUUGACCCUGUGCUACAUAGCCCAUCAAUGUAGUUGUUAUUAUUAACAAUGUAGUGUUAAUUAUUAACACAUUAAUAACAAUGUGUUCUUAUUAUUAGGUGUGUAAGUAAAGACCAACUUUAGUAAACUUCUUUCUAAAUAAAAUGAAGAGGAAGGAUGGUUUCUUUCUAAUGUUACCUUUAUGUAAUUAUUUUCUUUGAUUUAAAAGAUCAAAGUAAGUUCAAAAGAUAAAUCCUUUCAAAUUUCUAUUUUAAUGAUGAAAAAACAGAGGUACUCAACAUUGAGGUACUGAUGACUGGGGGUAUUUCAGAGAAAUGUGUCCUGACAUGGUUCACUUUUCUACUUUACCGAUGCAGAAGGAGAAGGGACAGGGUGCCUGGGUGGCUCAGUUGGUUAAGCGACUGCCCUCGGCUCAGGUCAUGAUCCUGGAGUCUUGGGAUCGAGGCCGGCAUCGGGCUCCCUGCUCGGCAGGGAG